Asterias rubens (European starfish) is the source of this 2951-nucleotide messenger RNA. RefSeq names its product ankyrin and armadillo repeat-containing protein-like. Bases 162 to 2762 code for a protein of 866 amino acids. Gene Ontology annotation, molecular function: protein binding. The record is from RefSeq and is a predicted model, not a curated record. Lineage: Eukaryota; Metazoa; Echinodermata; Asteroidea; Forcipulatida; Asteriidae. The transcript is spliced from 8 exons.
GCUGCACAAACACAUUGUGAUGGCCGCAAAGCCGAGGCCGAGACAAUUUUUUUACCCACACAUCGAUUGAAUCCGGCCAAUAAUCACCCGUUCUGAAUAAUUGAUUUAGUGGACAACGACGCGACUCGGUCAAAGACGAGUUCGCCAAGGAACGAGCCAUCAUGAAUGACUUGGAUGAGCGUGGCUGGAGCCACAUUCACAACGCAGCCUACCAUGGCUACAUCAAAUCCAUACAGAGGUUUGUAGCAGCGAGUGAGGACCAGCUGGAGUUUCCGACCAACGACGAUCGUCUCAUGACUCCGCUCCUACUGGCUGUCGACAACAAUAAACUGGACACUGUUCAGUGUCUUGUUGAACUCGGCUCAGAUCUGAGGUAUGUGAACGCGCAGAAUCUCAGCGUAGUUGAGCUGUCGAGUAUGAAGCAGAAUGUGGAGAUAAUGUUGUACUUUAUUAAGAUGGACCAUCCAGAUCUACCUGUGUGGAACAGGUUGAUCAAGUUUGCUUCGUCGGAUAACGACGAGGAGGCCGAGUCAGCUGGUAAAAUGUUGAUCAAACUGACUGAACCUGGUCCAGAUGGCACCCUCAGUCCAAACUGGGAGGCCGUCGUUGACCAAGAGUGUAUUCCUUCCACAAUGAAGAUCAUGAAGUCCUUUGUGUCAAACUCUGCCAAGUUGUACAUGUACACAGUGCUCCUGAACAUCAUCCAGUCGCAGAAGGCUAAAGAACAAAUUGUGAAGGAAAGUGGUAUACCUAUGUCGCUGGAACUGUUUAAGAGUACCUCAAGGGAACUGAUACUAGCUGGUGCCAAGAUGCUGUGCCACCUUUCCAAAGUCCGAGAGUAUGUAGACCCAAUGGUACAACACGGAGCUAUCCCUGUGCUGAUCAAAAUCUGGCAGACGAGCAGCGAUCAGGAUUUGUUGGUUCAAGUGACAGACACUCUAUCUGAGAUCGCAGCUGCUAGCCCUGAGCACAGACAAACCGUAGGGAGCACUACAGACAGCAUGCGAGCUUUAGUGGGUUUGUUUGAGUCUUGCAUAACCAAAGAAACCAAGCAGCCGCGUGCACUCCUCAUGGCUCUCACUGUUGCAGUUCAAAAAAUUGUCCAGGAUGAGCAAUCCAAUCAGAAUAGUUUCGUUGACGAGGGUGGAUCCUCAGCUUUGAUCACCCUUGCAAGUGCAAAGAAUAGAGAACUGCAACUGAGCGCUAUAACAGCAAUCCAUUUAUUAGCCAAAGACAAUCCGCACACACAAAAGAUCAUCUUGGAAGAGGGUGGAGUCAUCCCGUUGAUGACGCUCUUGAAGAGGAGCAGCGUCCCCAAAGUUCAAGUCUGUACAGCCAGUGCUCUCUGGGCGCUAGCUGGAGAAAAUGUCGACGAGCAACGCACGAUGGCAGGUAUGAUUGGAGUUGUACAGCUAAUUGACUUCCUGAAUGCACAGGUUGAGUUUGACAUCCUACAUUACAUCGGAGCGGAAGGACUUGCGGUUCUCGCACGGGGACCGCACAACAAGCAGAACGUCAUCGCGCAGGCAAACGGCGUCCAGCCCUUAGUACGCCUUCUUCGCUCGCCCAAGGAGCACAUUGUCUUGAGCUCCAUACGUGCUUUGAGGCACUUGUGUGUCGGGAUCGGUUACAUUCCACACAAGGAGAAUCAAGACACAGUUCUCAACUCCAGAGGAAUCCGAUACCUAGUUGCCCUGAUGGUCCACUCCCGUAAUGAGCUCAUCAGAGUUGAAUCGGCACUUACACUUGGCUGCUGCUCAAUCGGCAACCCUAAUGUGAUGGAUGACAUUUCUGACAACAUGGACUUCAACUUUGUACACAUUCUACGUCUCCUGUAUUCCAAGGAUGACCUUGUGAGGUUACUGGCUGGCUCCGCACUGGCCGCUUUUGCUUUCAACAACACCACUCAGCAGCAUGAAAUCGCCGACUCUGGCGGAGUACGCUACCACUGUUUUGUCUCGUUCCUUGAGUCGGAUGACGAGUUCUACAGAUGUAAUGCAGCUUUCCAGGUUGUAGUUUUGGCGCGUAUCGUCCCAGAUGAAGAGCAAGCUUCGUCCUCUGCAGUUGGCAUCAAACUCAUCGUUGAUCUCCUAGAAACGUCCAAGAAUGAAUCCAUCCAAGCGCUGGCAUCUGACUGUCUUGCUAGAUUGGCACACACAAGAGCAGGUGUUCCAGCUGCAAUCAUUUCUAUCAAUGCAAUUCAUCAGCUCUGUAGAUUCAUGCUGUCAGAAGAUGAGCAAGUUAGGGGGUCAGCCGCCAUUGCACUGGGCUACCUAAGCUUCAAUCAUAAAGCGGAGAGGGAGCUCUUGAACAAGUGUCGACAGGAUCCGUACUUGUUUAAGGUUCUUGAGUAUUACACUUCUAACUAUCGCCUGGCAGGUCCUUUCUUAGAUGCUUGGAAGCACUACAAACACAUCGGCCUCCCUCAGAUUGAUACAUCGCAGAGACCUUGUCUGGUAGCCAAGAAGAAUGUCCCAUACUUGAACAACAUCAAGAAUCCAAACAUGCGUCAGUACACGAUACUGAGUUUUGGGGAGAAUGGCUUGAAUCCCCAACUAAGUUCUCCAACGAACCAAAUGAGUUCUAACUACCAUGACGACGCCACUGUGGUGACAGAGAGUCACGGGCCUCGGCAGGGUAGCAGCCACCAGUCGACCCACUCCCGGAUGAGUAGACACCGGGGUGUAAGUCAUCCGUCCACGGCAAGGAGCCGCAUCUCUUCACAUAAGUCGACGGUUGUAUUUCAGACCGAUGAAACGUGAUAGUGACCCAAAAAUCAAACUUGUAAUUAUAUUCAGGGUAUGUACUUAUAUGGAAGCAAAGGGUCAUGUAGAUUUAUUUGUUGAUAAACUAUUUUGAAUCUUCUUACUGCUUUAAAACGAAGUCUUUUAUUCCUAACGAGGGUGUUUUUUUUCUCUCAUCCAAUUUAGCUCAAAUUUCCACAGGCUUGU